AUGUUGGCAUUGCUAAUUCUGCUACCUAUUAUUUCGGCGGAAUCAUUCUGGAUGACAGCCGAUCUGUUACGGGUGGAUUGGAGAGAAGGAUGCCUGACCACCGCUGGUUGCUCUCAGCCCAGAUUCAAGGUGCUUGAAGACAUGCUGCCAAUCACCGAAAGGAUUUCUAUCAGUUGGCCUAUCUCAGAACACUUUGUACAGGAUGCCUCACGCUCGUUUGUGUCUCACUGGACAAAAGGUAAACCAGAGGAUCUAACGCUUACGUGCAUAGGUGCGAUAGGGGGAGCCGGAUCUCCCCAGGGACGGAAUCGGCGUCAUCAGGACAUGACUACCAUCUCUGAGCCGGAAGAGGAGCUAGGCAAGAAGCCUAUAGAGAUUCGGGCCAAAUGCUUCAACGCCACAAUAGCUGUGCAAAAGCAUACGGAGAGAUGUCCAUGGUGUCCUGAUCCUUCCGAUGUAACAUUAAUUGAACAAAGGUUUCACGAACGGAAUGUUGGUUUUCGAAUACGUAGUGGCACGGAAAGUGGAGGUGUCGGCUUUGCGAAGAACCAAGCGGUAAAAAUGUCUUCUGGACGGUUUAUCUCUUUCUGUGAUGCGGAUGAUGUUUCGGAGCCAAGCAGAUUACAGGAACAGUACAACUUGGCGAUUUCUCAGAGGAGCGAUUUGGUUUUUAUUGGUAGUAACUUCACCAGAAUACCGGAAGGAUCCACUGAACGCUAUACUAAAUGGACCCAUGAUUUGACAAACGAAGAAUUGAAAUUGCAGGUGUAUACGUCGCAUGGGCCCACUCUUAUAGCUCCUACAUGGUUCAUCUCAAGAAAACUCUUUUCUGCGGUAGGCGGUUUCAAAGACGACGUGCGCUUUGGAUUUCCCGAAGAUCUCAAUUUUUUCUACCGUGCAUUAGACAUCGAUGAUGUUGCAUUCUCUAAAGUAUGUAAACCCCUAGUGAACUAUCGUUCACUCCGGAUGUGCUUCUUUUGGUGUUUCCGAAGCUGCUAUAUGGAACAUGCGUGUGAGUCAGUUUCGAGGUCCCUUUCCGAAAGUGAUAAACAACGCGUUGUAUCGUUUUGCGAUGUCGACGUGAAGAAGAUCAAACGAGCAUGGCUGGAGGAUUAUGACGAAAAAGCACGAGUAGUUCGGUGGAAACUACCCAUUGUUCAUGUGAAGCUGCGUAUUAGCAUCGAAAGAAUGUGGCAAGAUGCCCGUGACAUCUUCGCUCAAGUUCGUGAAGCUACCUCGGAAUUCGAAGAUGUUUGGAUGAAUAUAGCUCAUGUAUAUAUCGAACUUGGACAAUAUGUCCCUGCUUUGCAAAUGUACGACAUGCCUUGGGAACAGACGCGUCCGCUCACUUAUAAGCUGUCAUCAUCGUCGAAAUCAGAGGCUACAACCACAUCGCCGCUUGAUUCGGUGUCGUCGCUCCGAGGCUCACCUCCAGUCGUGAUCCCAUAUGGCUUCCGAUCCGGAUGUACGAUACCGCAGACAAACCUUUAUCACCACAUCUCUCCAAACUCAUCGAUAGCGGAGCAUGACUCUGGUCGGAGCUCAAUGUGA
Messenger RNA from Cylicocyclus nassatus, 1551 nucleotides. Lineage: Eukaryota; Metazoa; Nematoda; Chromadorea; Rhabditida; Strongylidae. The record is from the annotation of a GenBank genome assembly.